CCCCACCAUAAUAAUAUUAUAGUAAUAGUAAAAAUGGUCUCUUAUCAACAAGACACGAAAAUGGAUUUAGAUCAAAGUCCUAUAGAAGUUUUGAAUGAACUUCGUAAACAGUGUUCACCUGAUUUACAAGAAUACCUAAACACGUUUGAAGACCUUUAUGACCGUAAAUUAUGGCAUCAACUUACCUUGAAGAUUGAAGAAUUUUUUUCGAUACCAGCCUCGGGGUCAUUUCAAGUACCUUUAUUUCAACAUUUUAUAUCUGACUGGGAGAAUAGGAUGAACAAGCUUAAAUUAGUAACAUUGGGACUUUCCGUUGUGAAACAGUUUAAUGAUAACAAUCAAGCAUUAAGUUUUCUGACGUCUCUGGUAGAGAAAGUUAACACACCUGACACGAGAGAUGCAUAUGUUCAUGCUGUCAUGGAAACGGCUUAUAUAAAACUUAUUUUAGGCGAUUUUGAAGGAACAAAGAGCGCCAUUGAUGAAUGUGAAAAAAUUCUUGACAAGUUUGAUUCAGUAGAAACCGUUAUUCAUGCAAGUUUUUAUAGAGUUUGUGCUGAAUAUUUUAAGGCAAAAGCAAAUUUUCCAGAAUUUUACAAAAAUGCUCUGCUUUAUUUAGCAUGCAUUAAUCUUGAUGCUUUGACACCGGAUGAAAAAACUAAUAGAGCGUAUGAUUUGGCAAUUAGUGCUCUCUUAGGAGAAACUAUUUAUAAUUUUGGUGAGCUGUUAAUGCAUCCUAUCUUGGAUGCUUUAACAGGAACUCCUCAUGAAUGGCUUAGAAAUCUACUGUUUGCGUAUAAUGUAGGAGAUCUUGCAAAGUUCGAAACGUUAUCAGUGAAUUUUGCUCAAAUGCCACUUUUACAAGAUAGUUUUGUGUUUUUGCGCCAGAAGAUUUGUUUGAUGUCAUUGAUUGAAGCUGUAUUUCAGAGAAGUUCGGAUAACAGAACUAUUUCAUUUUCAACUAUUUGUUCUGUAACUUUAUUACCACCUGAAGAGGUGGAAUAUUUAAUUAUGAAAGCUCUCUCGCUUAAACUAAUUCGUGGAUCGAUUGAUCAAGUUCGAGAAGUUGUUAUGGUUACAUGGGUUCAACCACGUGUAUUAGAUUUAGUUCAAAUUGAUGGUAUGAGACAAAGAUUGCAAGAAUGGGACGAGAAUGUAAAGAAAACUGCUAUUAUUGUAGAAAAUGAAACUCCCGAAUUAUUUGUUCAAUAAAUGCAAUUUUAUAAUAAUCUU
This is a messenger RNA of Rhizophagus irregularis DAOM 181602=DAOM 197198, 1230 nucleotides long. RefSeq lists its product as uncharacterized. Gene Ontology annotation, cellular component: cytosol; nucleus; proteasome regulatory particle, lid subcomplex. Gene Ontology annotation, biological process: ubiquitin-dependent protein catabolic process. Gene Ontology annotation, molecular function: structural molecule activity. Lineage: Eukaryota; Fungi; Glomeromycota; Glomeromycetes; Glomerales; Glomeraceae. The record is from RefSeq and is a predicted model, not a curated record.